UUGCCGCUGCCCUCAAGUCCCCUGGGCUCCCAGCAGCUGCUGCCAGCAUGGCUGAGGCCCCUGCCAACCCAGGAGACGCAGACCUUGAGCAGAGGAUUUUGGAGGUGCUGAGGGACUCUGGCUCCCCCGUGAAGACGGCCCAGCUGGUGAAGAAAUGCCAGGUGCCCAAGAAGAAGCUCAGCCAGGUCCUCCACAAGAUGAAGAAGGAGUCAAAGGGAGUCCUGCUCGUAGGCCCCGCGACGUGGUGCUUGGCCGAUGGUGGAGCCAAAGAAGUGGUUCCCGCAGAGCUGGAGAGGCCCCAGGAAGAUGCAGUUGCAGUUCCCCGGAAGCCUGGCCCUGAGCUCAGUCAGCGGCAGGAAGAGAUCUUCCGGUUUCUGGAAACCCAUGGGCCCCAUAGAGCCCUGAUCAUUGCCCAGGCCCUGGGAAUGAAGACAGCGAAGGAAGUCAACCCAGACUUGUACGCAAUGAGGAACAAGCACCUCCUGGACUUAGACCAGAAAUCAAACUCUUGGGCUAUUUAUCAACCAGAAGGUUCUAGAAAUCAGUCCACCCCAGUUAUUUACCAGCAAAAUCCAAUCAACAUGAUCAGUCAGAAUGGACCAAGCAGCCACAUUUCCAUUGAGAACUCCAAAGGCAUCCAGAUUGGACACGGGAAUGUCAUAGUGAGAAAAAUGGCCUCUGGGGAAAAUGGCUCCACGGCUCCCCUCUACCUCCCUCCAAUGGCGCCCACUGAUCCCUCAACUCAGGGUCCCCUGGCUGGAUCCUGGGGGCCCCAGGACAUCCGGAUGGAGAAGUCUGUGCUCAGACAUGUACAGAUGGGACACGGCAACGAGAUGAGUCUUCACGGCAGCCCAGCCAAGGGCCCUGCCCACAGCGCCUGUGGCAGCCCCCCAGUCUCUGUCCUGGGUACCGGCCCGGAAGCUUCCAUCGAAAUUCAAAUCCCCGAACCAGGACCUCACUCCGAAGGGGGCAUGGCCCAGAGAGUCCACAUUCGCUCGUGCUUCCUGGAGGACACCACCGUAGGCAACAACAACAAGAUGACCAUCAACCCAGGGGCGGCUCAUCCCGGAGGAGUCGCGAGGGCUAGUGAGCCAGGAGGGAGCGCAGACCCUCCCUCCGGAGCUGCAGGAUCCAGAAGCGAGGUCCCUCCCAGCGGCGGUCAGGCUGCCCCCGUCAACGUUGAGACGCUCAUCUCAGAAGAGCUAGCGGCUAUGACGCUCCAAGAGCCACGGUCCCAGAAGCGCAGAGAACCUGCUGAGCGACAGAGCCGCAAGAACCAGUGUCCCCGGAGGGUGGGACUCAGAGCAAGCAGCCUGCAGGCGGACUCGCGCAGGAAGGCCCUGGGAGCCAGUGAGCUCUGCUGCCUUCAGUGUCGUUUUUGACCUUCUCGCCUCCUGACACGUGGCCGGCGUGCAUCCGCAUUUGGGCUGGGCCCGGCGUGGGGCGAGGGCAGGGCUGCUGGUGGCAGGGGCAGCCUGCCAGGGGGGUCACCUUCCCGGGCCCGCCAUCCAUCAGGGCCACCCGUUCUCUGCCCUUCACUCAAGACCUGACUUCCUCAAGGCCCACCUUGGCCACCUGACCACUUUACCACCUGACCUUUCUAGAACCUUCCUACCUCGGCCUUGAGGGCUAGGGAUGGACCACUCUCUAAAGUUGCCAGAAAAGGGAUGCCACCAGACAGGUAAGAACCUCAGAAGUCGGCUGUAUCUCCCCAAGCACUGGCCAGUGAAUUCACUAGGCACAGAGACCCUGUCUUUUCACUCUUGAACCUCCAGUGUACGCUGGACCGGCCCCUCCACUGACCACCUCCUGAGUA
Balaenoptera musculus (blue whale) is the source of this 1816-nucleotide messenger RNA. RefSeq names its product Z-DNA binding protein 1 (gene ZBP1). The record is from RefSeq and is a predicted model, not a curated record. The coding region runs from base 48 to 1382 and encodes 444 amino acids. Gene Ontology annotation, cellular component: nucleus. NCBI's taxonomy places the organism in Eukaryota, Metazoa, Chordata, Mammalia, Artiodactyla, Balaenopteridae. Gene Ontology annotation, molecular function: DNA binding; double-stranded RNA adenosine deaminase activity; RNA binding. The transcript has 8 exons. Gene Ontology annotation, biological process: positive regulation of type I interferon-mediated signaling pathway.